GAAACUUCUGUCGUGGACAAGUAUAAAUCGUUGAACGAGCCUGCUUUAGCAUUAGCCGACUUUAACCGCGAAAAACAUUUUAAUGAUCCAGCGACGUCGUGAAGUUAACCAUCUGAACUACCUUUAAGUCCCCAUGGAUUUACAGGAGCACUUAAAAGGCAUGGAUCAGUGUCUCUCUCGCAGAAAGGAGUGGCUUUACAGGCGGCUCCUUACUAACGCCUCGAAAGGUUUAACUUUCUCUGAAGAUGUCAUGUGGGAGAUGGGACCGGAUAACAUCCCAUACAGCAAAGCUAAUUUCAGCUGGCUUUUCUGUGCAUCCGGCCCAUUGGCACCAAGCACCAGAUCUAAGAGCAGAAAGCAAGGAGGAACAAAAGCUUUGCCAAACCACGCUCGACUCCGAGGCUCUGUGACUCCGCCUUUACCAGCUUUGUCACUGUUGCAACCUGUACAUCACCAUUCACUGACCACUAAUGAGACUUUUAUGACGGUGCCUGGCCAAAGAGAUGGAUCAUUGGACUCAGGUAAAAGGAUAGGUUUGAGAGGAGUCUUAAAUGUGUACAGUGUAAUUCCCUAUCAGUUCCCUGCCAUAUUAGAGGAGGAAGAGCCGAGCAGGACAAGCAAGGGAGACGAGUCUGUGCUGAAGAUGGUGACAAAGAAUACUGCUCAGUGGAUUGUCAGUCAGCAGAUUCCUAGAGAUUAUAAUUAUAAAGCAAGACAGCAAUCACUACUGAAAGAUCAGUAUAGGUCAGUCAGUGCUACCGAUCUCGUAACAGAUGUGUCCAAGGUUAAGGAGGAAGGUGGCUUCUACAGUGUGCCCAAAACCAGCACAGAGCCCAGAGCACUGCAGAGCAGCAAACCCGAGACACCGCUACCAGUUUAUUACAGGAUACAAGGUUACAGUGUCUCACCAGUUUGCACAGAUGAACAAAGUGGGAUCAAUAGGACGGCGAAUGACGUGGCCAUAAAUCAUAUUGAGACCCCAAAGCUGCCUCGCCUACAGGACAGCCUGAACCCACAUGCUGGAAAAUAUGUGUAUCACACUGACAACAACUUUGAACUGGAACUCUACACAGGGAUGGCCAAACAAGUGCAUCAACCAGGCAGAAAGAAUCAAGACCGCAUCGUCAUGGACAACAACUCAGAGUACCAAAAGAACCUCCAGGACAUGUUUCCAUGUGGCCCAGAAAGGUGGACAAAUUUGCCAUCAGCUGGCUUGCUAAGUCGGACUGAAGAAAUGGGUAGACUGGAGAAAGGAGUACGGCGAUGGGUGGGUUUGCCCACCAAAGCUGACUAUGCUACAGAGCUGGGGCUCAGACCUCCUGAUUACAACAGACAAGACACAAAAUUGCACAAACAGCCAAUUCAUUACAACCCCAUGCCAGGGCUUUCUUCUCUCCGCUAUGCAGUGGAGGGGUGGAGGAAUGCCUGGAAAAUCAAAACUAGCUGGCAGAGUGUCACAAUUGAGGGUUUGAAGAAGGAUCUCACUGACCUGCACUGCCAAGUGCGAGUGGCAGCUAUUGCUACUUGUGCAUCAGGAGCAGUUAAUAGACCAGAAGUGGGUCCAGAUCCAGAUGAAACAGCUCAGUAUGGUCAGAGCCAUGAGGUAGAGGCAGUGCCUCCAGAACUGCAGCCCCUGCUUCUCAUUGCCCUCGAUGACCCAGUGAAGAGAGUUCAGCUGGCAGCCGCAGUGUGCCAGUAUGCCAUCGGUACACCCAAUGCCCAUGCACGGGAUAUACUGCGAAAAGCAUUACAACGUGAUUCCUCAGGAACAGGGGUAGAUGGCUGGGUUGCAGCUCAGUGUUUAGCGAUAGAAGGGGAGGCCAGUCAAACUGUCAUAGAAAGAUUACUCUCCCAGCUCUUUCUCAGCAAGGCUCCAUCAGACCAAGAACAGGCUACAACCCUACUAGCCAGCAUUAGUAGCAAGACUAUUCUAGUGCGCUCAUUGCUGGGAGAGGAAUUGAACUGUGCUGACUGGACAAACCGAGUUCUGGCCUGCAAAACAAUCUCCGAGCUCAAAUGCCCAAUCAACAAAGAUCUGACCAACAAGUUGCUGUACCUGAUGUGGAAUGACUGGAGUGGUUUGGUGCGUCAGGCAGCAGCACAGACUCUAGGCAAACUGGGCUUGGGCAGUGACAUACACAACGAGCUGAGUGUCAAACUACAUGAGGGUCCAACGCAUUUGCGGGUGGAGGCAUUGGUCCUUAUUGGUCAGCUGAAGAUAAUGACAGCCAAGCUGCUGCCCAGUUUCUUGUGCUGCCUGAAUGAUGAAUUUGAUGUUGUACGCAGGCAGGCCUGUUCAACUGCUGCCUCUCUCAUGCUCAAAGAUGAGAUGAUCCAAAAUCAACUGUUUCAGUUAAUGCAGAAUGACUCAUCGUGUGAUGUGAAGGUGGCAGCAAUAAAUGCACUGGGAAAGAUCGGUUGGCUGACACCUACGCUCCAGGGGCUUUUACUGUGGGCGCUACAAUAUGAGGAGGAGCCCAGUGUGCGCAUUGCUGCCUGUGAGGCCCUGAAGAUCUUAGGGGUGAAAGGUCCUGAGCUACAGAAUCUUCUGCAGGAACGCUUUGUCUUGGAAGCCAAUGCUCAAGUUCAUAGGCACAUUGAGGAUCUGAAGAAACACUAUGGCUACAGCCUAGACAAGGGCAUGGACCACAUGAUAACAGAGCAGGUACAAAAGCUCUGCACAAAGAGUAAUAUCACCGCUAAAUUGCUGCUAAUAGAGGACCAGAAACAGCAAGCGCAGAGGAAGAUCCUAAGGAAAGAGAGCCAGCCAGAACCCACAGUCAUGUCUGCACUAAUUCAGGAAAGAUUCAGAGGUUGGAAGACCCUGGAAGUUAUUUGUUUCACCAUUCCUAUCUGUCAUAGCUAUCCAUCAUAUGUGUGGCAUGUAUCUCUAUCUGUCUGUCUAUCCACCGAUCAGCCAUAACAUUAAAACCACCUGGCUAAUAUUGUGUAGGUCCUCUUUGUGCCACCAAAACACAUGAUGUAAAAGAAAACGUGAUUCAUCAAACCAGGCGACCUUCUUCCAUUGCUCUAUGGUCCAGUUCUGAUGUUCACGUGCCCAUAGUAGGCACUUUCAGCAGUGGUCAGGGGUCAGCAUGGGCACUCUGACUGGUCUGCAGCUACACAGCCCCAUAAGCAGCAAGCUGCAAUGCGCUGUGUUCUGACACGUUUCAUAGCAUUAACUUCUUUCAGCAAUUUGUGCUACAGUAGCUCUUCUAGAACCAGAGGGGCUAGCCUUCACUCCCCAAGCACAUCAGUGAGCCUUGGGCACCUAUGACCCUAUCGCUGGUUCACUGGUUGUCCUUCUUUGGACCACUUUUGGUAGGUACUAACCACUGCAUAUCACGAACAUCCCACAAGACCUGCAAUUUUGGAGAUGCUCUGACCCAGUUGCUUAGAUAUCACAAUCUGGCCCUUGUCAAAGUCACUCAGAUCCUUACACUUGCCUAUUUUUCCUGCUUCCAACAUAUCAACUAAAAGAACUGACUGUUCACUUGCUGCCUAAUAUAUCCCAGCCCUUGACAGGUGCCACUGUAACAAGAUAAUCAAUGUUAUUUACUUCACCUGUGAGUGGUUUUUAAUGUUAUGGCUGAUUGGGGUGUUGUAAAUGAAUGUGU
Molecule: messenger RNA, 3617 nt
Organism: Ictalurus furcatus (blue catfish)
Lineage: Eukaryota; Metazoa; Chordata; Actinopteri; Siluriformes; Ictaluridae
Gene: heatr4
Product: HEAT repeat containing 4
Exons: 15
Coding region: 134-2923 (929 amino acids)
Molecular function (GO): oxidoreductase activity
Source: RefSeq, a predicted model, not a curated record